Messenger RNA from Octopus sinensis (East Asian common octopus), 3480 nucleotides. Its product is annotated as protocadherin gamma-B4-like. The transcript has 4 exons. Gene Ontology annotation, biological process: homophilic cell-cell adhesion. Gene Ontology annotation, molecular function: cadherin binding; calcium ion binding. NCBI's taxonomy places the organism in Eukaryota, Metazoa, Mollusca, Cephalopoda, Octopoda, Octopodidae. Gene Ontology annotation, cellular component: plasma membrane; catenin complex. The record is from RefSeq and is a predicted model, not a curated record. The coding region runs from base 449 to 3313 and encodes 954 amino acids.
GCUUCUAUAUCUGGCAAUUUACAUCUCGACACAAGCACAUGUUCACAGGUACAACCUGUGUGUGUGCAUGCAGUAGUUUUGUGUGUAUAAACACAUAGCAUAUCUAUAAAUUCAUAAACAUGAACUUGUAUGGAGACAUUCACAAAUAUUAUUUGAAUUCGAUCAACUCUUCAUUUAAUCUACUUGUGUGUUUUGAGAGUUAGGGGUGGGCAGGGUUUUUAUUUCCCUUCCAUAGGAACCACAAACAGCCAAUGAUUGGCUGCAGCAAACAUUACAUACACACCCUAUUUGGUAGAGCUGCGGACCACUCUCCCAUAUUCACACAACAACACAGACCAAGCCACACUGUACUGGCAGCACAUAUCAGCAGUAGUAACGAUAGAACUAACUCUACAGCAGGAUACACAUCACAUCUAACGAUAAACUUUGGAGGAUUUUAUCUGCAUUGAUGAAAAAUUUCCACAAGGUUAUGUUGGCUCAGCUGUGUUUAUGGCUGUUUCUUCUAGAACCUUCUCAUUGUGUAGACCUUAUCUACUAUGUAGAAGAAGGAAUGUCCCCAGGAACUUACAUUGGGGACAUAGCUGCUGAUACACAAUUUGCUGACAGUUUUCCACAUCAAGACAGGAAUUUGAUUACAUUCAGUCAAUUACAUGAAAACUUGAACGGAAAUAAUCACCUAUUUAAUGUGACUGAAGUAGGGAAACUAUAUACAGCUCAAAUCUUGGAUACUGAGUCUCUGUGCAAAUAUAACGCUAAAUGUUCUAAAAUGGUAGAAGUUGCAGUUCAACAUAAGUUGUCAUUCUUCAAAAUAUUAGAAAUCAAAAUAGUCAUUGAAGAUAUCAAUGACUACUCUCCAAUGUUUCCAAAUAAAGAGAUCCAUCUCCAGUUCUCAGAAACAGAUGGCAAAGGUACAACUAAAUCAAUACCAAAUGCUGUUGAUAGAGAUUAUGGUAUCUCUAAUUCUAAAAUUUCUUAUCGACUUGACAAGAGUGUGAGUGACCCAUUCAUUUUAUCAGUUUCCAAAAAAGUCGAUGGAACAUCAAAACUUGGUAUCAUUCUGAAAGAAAAGCUUGACAGAGAGCAGAAGAACAACUACAGUAUCCGUGUUAUUGCAAACGAUGGAGGAUCUCCUUCGAAACAAGGAAUUUUAAAAGUUCUAAUAGACAUUAAAGAUGAAAAUGACAAUUCACCAAUUUUCACUCAAAAUACAUACAAUGUUACUAUCAAUAAUCAACACCAGAAAAAUAUACCGAUUCUUACUUUGUCUGCUAAUGAUUUAGAUCAUGGAAAAAAUGGCCAAAUUACAUAUCAUUUUAGCUCUGAAACUUCAGAACUUGCAAAAACAUAUUUUAACCUAAAUGAACAAACUGGAGAAAUUUUCCUUUGGGACAACUUUUCUUUUGAACGAAGGCAAAAAUAUAAGCUCUUCAUUGAAGCAACUGAUAGUGGAGUUCCACCUUUAAGUUCAACUACAAUUGUUCUUAUAAAUGUGAUCAACCAGCAAAAUAACGCACCACAAAUAGAAAUGAAAUUUGUUUCCAAAUCUAAAGGCAACAAAGUUACUAUUUCAGAGGGUGUCAAAGUUGGUAGUUUCAUAGCCUAUGUGAAGGUAACUGACAGUGACAGCGGACAUAAUGGAGAAGUGUCGUGCAGUCUUCGUCAUGAUAAACUGCAACUUCAAAGCUUAGGGAAAAACAAAUACAAAGUUGUAAUAAAGAGUCAAGUAAACAGAGAAACAGAGAGCCAUAUAAAUUUUACAAUUGUAUGUGAAGACGAAGGUUCACCAUCUCUGGAAACAACUAAAAUGUUUUCGAUUCAAGUCACUGACAUCAAUGAUAUGCAACCCAAAUUUAUGAAAGACACUUUCAAAUUUCUUACCUAUGAAAACGAGAAGCCAAAUUUUCCAAUUGGCUUCAUAAAAGUUACUGAUCCUGAUCUGGGAGCUGGAGGUCAACUGUCAUAUUUUUUGUUCAGCAAUAAAGGAAACAUGCUUCCAUUUAAGAUUUCUAAUUUUGGAUUUAUUUCAACAACACAAUCGCUAGAUCGAGAGAAGCAAGAUAUUUAUGAAUUGCAAGUUAUAGUAAAAGACAAUGGUUCACCAUCACUUAACAAUACUGCAAAGGUUGUUGUGGAAGUCAUGGAUGAAAAUGAUAAUGCUCCUUAUUUUACAUUUCCUAGUGUCAACCCUUUCAGACUGGAUAUUUAUUACCAACCCAAAAGCACGCAUGACAUCACAACAUUAAGAGCCUCUGACAGAGACAGUCAUGUCAAUGCUUUUCUACGAUAUGAAAUUCAAGGGGGAAAUGAUAAACAAUUGUUCACAGUCAACCCAUACACAGGUGUGAUGUCUUUUUCACGACCUGUCUAUCAAAAUGAUGCUGGAUCAUAUGAUCUUCAACUUGUUGUGAAAGAUGGUGGAAUACCAGUGCUCUCUGCAACAACUUAUCUUUCACUGAUACUGACUGUUAGUAAUAAGACUUCAAAAAUGUUCACAGCAAUAGACACACAGUCAGAUGAUAAAAUACAUCUAAACCUUGUGAUUAUUAUUGUAGUUGCGGCUGUAAUAAUAUCAAUAGCUAUUGUAGUUUCUAUGGCAAUCUGUAUUAUUCAUAGAAAAAAUCGCCGAAAUGUCCAAUAUCAUGGUGGUGUGAAUGAUUCUAACAAAUUUUUAGAUCAAAGAAUACAAUCAGGUUAUGUUUGUGAACAAAUAUCACCUCAAUAUGAUGCCCCAGUUACUAUGGUAACAGAUCUUGCCAAUACAAGAAAUUCACAAUCAACAUUACCAAGACGAGAACCGCAGUCAGGUUAUGAAUCAGGACAUAGUUGGAAAGUUUCAAAUUCAGGAAUACAUCUCCAGGAUAUUACAGAAUGGACACAUCAGUCUUCAGUGACAUCUGGUGUUGGUAAAAAAGACAAUACAGUUACAGUCCCAGAACGUAUUAGUGAAUUAUCUGCAAUAUCUUCUUGUGCUGAUAGUGGACAUGGUUUAAGUGAAGGUGACACAGGACACUAUGAAGAGCUUCCAGGUUUCAAGCCUUUCAAACAAAAAAAACUCCACACUACAGGUUCAAUGUCUUUACCACAGAUACUAAAUAAAUCAACAGAAUCAAAGACAACAGGUGGUGGUUGCUUUGACCAAAACGAUGCUGGCCAGAAUUCUCAUUGCAAUGAUGUUAUUGAUUUGAAAUCAAUACGUGUGAACACUUCCAGUUCUACUAUACCUACACAGUUGUGGAAUUUACCAAGUAGGAAUAGUUUCACAUCAUAUGCUAAGCCACUCCCUGCAGUACCAAAAAUAUUACCAAACUCAUAAAAUGUAGAUUUGGUACUAAAUUCUUCUAAAGUUGAAUUGACUCAUAAAUUAUUGUUUUUUUUUUUUAUUUUCACUAUUCUUUUACAGGGUCAAAAUAAAAAUAUUUUCUGCCAGUCUCUGUAUUGAAUAAUAUGUGUGUGUGUGUGUGUGAGAGAGAGAGAGAGAGA